This is a messenger RNA of Choloepus didactylus (southern two-toed sloth), 1436 nucleotides long. It is a transcript of the gene TNFAIP8L1, whose product is annotated as TNF alpha induced protein 8 like 1. NCBI's taxonomy places the organism in Eukaryota, Metazoa, Chordata, Mammalia, Pilosa, Megalonychidae. The coding region runs from base 139 to 699 and encodes 186 amino acids. The record is from RefSeq and is a predicted model, not a curated record. Gene Ontology annotation, cellular component: cytoplasm. The transcript is spliced from 2 exons. Gene Ontology annotation, biological process: regulation of apoptotic process; negative regulation of TOR signaling.
GUGGAGCCGGGCUGCCCGUCCCGCCCCCGGCUCCGGCGCGAGUCCCGCGGCGGCCACAAAGGCUCUCACCGCUCCCAGGCGGCGGGACAGAGCGCCGCGACGGUCGGACAGACGGACGGGCCCCGGAGAGCCGGCCCGAUGGACACCUUCAGCACCCAGGGCCUGGUCCUGCAGGCCCAGAAAAAGCUGCUGAGCAAGGUGGCGUCCAAGGCGCUGGCGGGCGUCUUCCUGGACGAGACGGGCAGCGCGGUGCUGGACGAGCUGUACCGCGCCACCAAGGAGUUCACGCGGAGCCGCCGGGAGGCGCAGAAGCUGGUCAAGAACCUGGUGAAGGUGCUGCUGAAGCUGGGCGUCCUGCUGCGUGCCGGCCAGCUCGGGGGCGAGGAGCUGGCCCUGCUGCGGCGCCUCCGCCGCAAGACGCACAGCCUGGCCAUGACGGUGGUCAGCUUCCAGCAGGUGGACUUCACCUUCGACCGGCGCGUGCUGGCCGCCGCCCUGCUCGAGUGCCGGGACCUGCUGCACCAGGCCGUGGGCCCGCACCUGACGGCCAAGUCCCACGGGCGCAUCAGCCACGUCUUCGGCCGCCUGGCCGACGGCGACUUCCUGGCCGCGCUCUACGGCCCCGCCGAGCCCUACCGCUCCCACCUGCGCGGGAUCUGCGAGGGCGUCUGCAAGAUGCUGGAAGAGGGCAGCAUAUGAUGUCCGGGGCCGGCGGCGGGGGGCAGUUUGUGGGGUUCGUUAUUUUUAUUAUCACUAUUUUUUAAAUCUUUUCUCCCAAACUCCCUUUGACGGGUUUAUCCUCUUUGAAGAGGACGCUCGGCCACCUGUCCCAGCGGUUUCAAGGGUGUUUGGUGGCUCCCCUCCUUCUCGCUGGGGGAUGAGGGCCUGAUGGGGAGAGGGUUUGGGGGAGGCUGCAGCCCUCUGGCCCAGGGGCUCCCCCCGAGACGGAUCCCGCUCACCGGGAACGGCGCCAACCCGGAAGGACCCACCUUCCUCCCUCGAGCUGACUGUGGGGACACCCACGCUUCCACUCAGCCAUGCUGCUCGGGCUUCUUUCCAGUGAGGACACGUGAGCCCAGAGAAAGGGGCGACGCCAAGCCGCCAGAGCGAGUGGGAGACCGCUCUGCGGGUGCUGGUGCGGUCACAAGUGCACUCCAGUUUGGGUUGGAAAUGCCCGGGUGAGGGUGGAGGCAUCUGAGAUGUGUAAAUCUUUAAAUUAUAAUUUCGUGUUCGGAAAAAGCAAACAAUACCCGACUGUUUUUAUAAAACAGACUAAAGGAGAGUCAAGGUCGACGAAUAGUGGCAUUUGGGGGCACCCGGAUGUGGACAUGGAGCGGGGUGGGGGAAUGUACUUGCGAUUUCUGUCUGUCACAAGGGGCAUGGGUUUCUGACGGUUGCAAAAUGUGACUGUCAGUCUUGAGGGGUCAGGGAGGUUA